AAGAAGGUGCAAUAGUUCAGGUGAAGCAAAGCUGCCUCUUACAUGGCCUGGGAGGAUGUUUAAAAACCUGCUCCACAGAAACCCAUAUUAAACAGGCCAGCUGCCUGCGGCGUGGUGUUGCCUGUGCUGCUCGAACCUCAUUUUCCCUUACUCUCGUUCACCACCUUAGUUCUUCCUUGAUAUUUCAGUGGCUCUUCUGUUCUCUUACCACCUACGAGAGGAGCCAGAGUUCGCAGGGCUGGCAAAGGGAGAGCUGGGAGCCGUGCUCGUGUCUGCUGGAGAGAAAAGGUAGUUUCAGCUCUGAAAUUCUUAAUUAAGAUUUCUUCUUAAUGGCACCUGAUGGCCUGAGUUCUUUGGGUGUACGUAAAGAGACAUUUCUGCAUCAGUCUGAAGGAUUAGCUGGAAUGUGUGCACAGUCUUUGCUGAUUUGUUCACCAGAUGGUACUUGCCAGAAUGAAAAGAAAUCCAGUAUGACAACAAUGGGAUAGCUCCAAAGCUUUUUUUCUUUUUUUUUCCAGCAACCACUCCUUCUGCUUUGUGUGCAUUUUACAGCACUACUUACAGUUAAUGCUGUGCCACAAAGUAGCCAUGAUAAAUUUCUGUCUGAAACAUGGUUUCUCUUGCUUAUUUCAGCCUUCCAAAUGCUGGAAAUGAGAAUGUUUGUUCUUUCAUGUGCCAGGAAGAGGCGUUCACACCAGGCUGGAUAGGAUCCUAAAGGUUGCCACAAGAUACAUGAAUACUUACAGUGUGGAUGUGCAGAGUUGCUGGGAUGUUCAAGGCAAGCUGUAGCAAAACAUGGCCUCGUGUCUCUGGGAAGUGCAGCACUGUUGGACUUCACAGAGAUUUGCUGUCUCAUCAGAAUGGAUUUGGAGACAGAAUUGUUAAGUUUAGCAGCAUUUUUAAAGGUAGAUGGGCCUUGGCGUCAGGCUGAACUGGAAAUGAAAUGCAAGCAGCUGAAUUUGAGUCCAUGCAAAGAUGAUGUGUCGGUUCCAAAAGAAGGGAUCAAUUGCACAGUUAGAGUUGGCUUUAGCACCCCAGAACACACCCUUCCUACGGAUGACAUUGGCAGCUGGAUUGCACAUCGUGGCUGGGUCAUCUGGUAAUUACUGCGCUGGAGUCACACACGUUGGAAAAACAACCGGUGUCUGUCCUGUGGUGUGUCUGGCAUGCGGGAGUGACUUGGAAAUUAUCAGCGGAGAGCUGUGGAUAGGUGCAAAAUCCUAGUGGGGAUGCUCUUUCCUUGCUCAAUUACUCUGUAGCAACAAAUGAAUUAGUUGUGCGGGCAGUUAAACUGUCAUCAGUAGUCUUCAGAGUAAACAAAUUAAAUGUGAACUUGAGCAGACCCACGCAGGCAGCACAGCAUUGAGCCAACCUUGCUGGACAGCAUCUGUGAGAAGGCAGGCGGGGACCAGGGUGGUACGACUGCGUAGCUCCAGUGACAGGAAAGCCAGCCUCACCACAGGAUACACAGCCGUCUUUGCAUGCUUUUAUUCAUCUGGGAACAUCUGAAAUAGUCCAAGGCCACUUCAUAUUAAGUGAAGAAUCACUGCUAAAAGAGCAGGAGGUGGUUUGUUGGUGUUUCCCCAGCUGAGGGUUGGACUUAGAAAUCACAAUAAGAGCUAAUGUGAUCUGUGGCCAAAAUAUGCUCUUAACUGCAUCCUCAGCUAUACCAGAAUGUAACAGAAUAUAGCAAAAAGGAUGGAGGAUGUAACUCAGGCUGAGCUUAUCAAAAUCUCUCAUGAUGAGAAUAGAUCCUCUUGUUGGGCUGAGCCUGCCCGGCUGAGCUGCGUGAAGAUCCUUGCAAAUGUUUUGCAGCCUCAGUUGCUGCUGGUUCAGACUGGCCUCACCUAUUUUUACUGGCUGUCAUGAGGUUGGAUGAGAUCUGUGUAGACAGAGCACUGCUUGCUGCUGAAAUGGAGGAACACUGGCAUAUUCUGAAAACCAUCCUUCUGGGCCAGAUGCUCUCCUUGUUUAUCUGUGGGACUGCUGUUACAAGCCAGUACCUAGCGGAACAAUACCAAGUGAAUACUCCAAUGUUGCAAAGUUUUAUCAACUAUUUUUUGCUUCUACUAGUUUAUACAACAAUGCUGGCAUUUAGGACUGGUGGUGACAGUCUUCUUCAAAUUUUGAAACAGAGGUGGUGGAAGUACCUGUUUUUGGGACUGGCUGAUGUCGAAGCCAAUUACACGAUUGUAAAGGCCUACCAAUACACGACCCUCACCAGCGUGCAGCUGCUGGAUUGUUUUGGGAUCCCUGUGCUGAUGGCUUUGUCCUGGUUCAUUCUCCGUGCGAGAUACCGACUCAUCCAUUUUAUCGCGGUUGCCGUCUGCUUGCUGGGUGUAGGAACAAUGGUGGGUGCAGACAUUUUGGCAGGGAGGCAAGACAGUGAAGGAAGUGACGUGGUGAUUGGAGAUGUCUUAGUUCUUCUGGGUGCUUCUUUGUAUGCCAUAUCUAAUGUGAGUGAGGAAUACAUUGUGAAAAAUCUGAGCAGAGUGGAGUUUCUAGGAAUGGUGGGCUUGUUUGGGACUAUUAUCAGCGGUCUACAGCUAGCCAUUGUGGAACAUAGGGAUAUAAUGAGAAUUCAAUGGAACUGGAAAAUUGCGUUACUGUUCGCAGUGUUUGCCCUGUGUAUGUUUGGGCUGUACAGCUUCAUGCCAGUAGUGAUUAAAGUUACGAGUGCAACCUCGGUCAACUUGGGCAUUCUGACUGCCGACCUCUACAGUCUUUUCUUUGGACUUUUCCUGUUUUACUACAAAUUUUCAGGUCUUUAUAUCCUGUCCUUUGUCAUCAUCAUGGUGGGCUUCAUCUUGUAUUGCUCCACUCCAACUCGGACUGCAGAGCCCACUGCUGUGCCACAGCCGCGCAGCACCGGCUUGGACAACGCUGGGCUGAAGCUUGAGGAAAACGACAGCCAAACGCCGGUUGUAACCGUGCAGUUCACAAGAGAUGAAUCUGUGGUGGUCAGCACUGAUUAAAAAAAUGGCAGCGUUUCAAAACAGAGCUUUUAUUUUACUGCCAAAGUUUCCUUCAAAUAUUAAUCUGGAGAACUGUUCUACUGCCAAGGCGUAUGUCAUGCUGCGCUGGUUUUAAUGCACUGGAUAGACUUUUUAAGGCCAGAUCUUCAAUCAGUGAAACUGUAUUGAUUUACCCUUGCAGAAAAUCUGGCCCUUUGAAGAAGACAGAGUAAUAUUUAUGCGGAGUCUCUGGGAAGUGAGAGACUGUUAUUUUUAAAUGCUUAAUUAACUUAACAGCAAAUGCUUGGGGGAAAAAGCCAAAGAAUGUUCUCAGGUUGCUAACUAGAGCAAAUACACUUUUUAUUGCAUUAGGACCUAAAUUUGCAAGAUGCUAUCGGAGGGCUUCAUGAUUCCCACUCCUCAGUGCUGGGUACCCUCACAUAGCAUCUUGCAAAAGCCACUCAGCUUUUCAUGGGAUCAGCGCUGCGAGCCGUGUUAUGUGCACACACCUUCCACGUGCUGAUGGACCUCAUUUAUCUGCUGGAGGCUUUUGCUUCUGACAUUCCAGCUAAAUGUUUGUCUCUUCAUAUUCCUGCAUUCUUUGUCGCAGCUGGGGUUGCUACAGAGAACAAGUAUUUUAUUUUUCAAUUUUGCUUGUAAAGGCAGUUUGAGUAUGUGUUUUUAUAAUCCCUUCCUUUUCUCUCAGUAGCCUGCUCUUUGGUGCAUUCCCACUAGGUGGAGGAGACAGACAGUCCUCUAUCCCGUAAGAACUGAUUUUAUUUUUUUUUUCUGGAUGAAACAGCAAGUGUUUAAACUGAAGUUCACUUAGUGAAGUUCUCCUUGAAAUGGGACACAUUUCUGCAGAAAAAUUUGAAUAAAAUUUGCAUUUCUAAAAUUUUUGAGGUCUUAGGCAAUCCUCAUUGCAACGAUAAUGACAUAAUCUCCCGAAGGUUAAGUGCUUUCUGUAGGUUCAUUUGCAGUUUUACUCCCCCUCUUCGUAUUUACAAUAAAAUGAUUAAAAUUCAUGAAGCUGCAGUUUUCACAUCAGUAAAACCAUAUGGGGAUCUUUUUUUGUACAAAUCUUCACAGUUUAGGCGUAUGAAAUAACAAUGAAUAAAGUUUUCAGCAGCUGGA
Molecule: messenger RNA, 4088 nt
Organism: Oxyura jamaicensis (ruddy duck)
Lineage: Eukaryota; Metazoa; Chordata; Aves; Anseriformes; Anatidae
Gene: SLC35F2
Product: solute carrier family 35 member F2
Exons: 8
Coding region: 1866-2975 (369 amino acids)
Biological process (GO): transmembrane transport
Cellular component (GO): membrane
Molecular function (GO): transmembrane transporter activity
Source: RefSeq, a predicted model, not a curated record